GAAAAAUAAAGUUUUCCAAAGCGUAUACUAAUUGACUCCACGGCGGCGGUGGCGGGGUUCACAUCAGCGGCGAUCCUUCUGCGGGAAAACCGGAAAAGUAAUAGAAAGUUCCACGAGAUGAAUCCAACGGGCAGAUUGUAGUCAAUUCGCGCCUUCACGUCGAUCUUACUCGUGCGACUACUCGAUCCUAUGGUUCCACGAUGAACCGAACGCGCCGUAGCCUCUCUCGCCCAGUUCGGUCGUUUUGUUGGCUCGCUCGAAUGCAGCAAUCUCUCUCUCCCUGCACCCGCCCAAAAGAAUUUUGACGGAAAGGAAGAUCUUUGUCGGAGUCGUGUCAGAUCUGCCGGGAGCGGUCGAAUCUCGUCGGCUUUAAUUGAGAAAACUCGCGACGUCAAAUGCUCGAGCAGUGGACAGAAUCGCCAUAAUAAUCCAGCUGAGAGGAGAGGAGGUCGAUGAUGGAUCCGGCGUCGAUUCGGGUUCCGUACAAGAACCUGAGCAAGGAUGAGGAGGUGGAAAUGGCGAGCAUGGAUGACCUCGACCUGCAACCGAAUCAGCGGAUCGAUUUGGAUUCUCCCGUUCAUCGAUCGUCGAAAAUGACUCCUGAUGGCGCCGACUCCACCGAAGUCAGAUCACAGGCGCCUAAGCAUUGUAGCUUGGUUACUCUUGUUCUUAGCUGUACGGUCGCCGCCGGGGUUCAGUUUGGUUGGGCGCUGCAGCUAUCUCUCCUGACUCCAUAUAUUCAGCAGACACUUGGAAUAGAGCAUGCUUUCUCAUCGUUCAUUUGGCUCUGUGGCCCUAUCACAGGCCUUGUGGUGCAACCUUGUGUUGGUAUAUGGAGUGAUAAGUGCACCUCAAAAUAUGGAAGGAGACGACCUUACAUUCUUUCAGGAUCACUAAUGAUCUCCAUUGCCGUGAUAAUUAUCGGAUUUUCUGCAGACAUAGGGUAUUUGUUAGGCGAUACCAAGGAGCAUUGCAGUACAUUCAAAGGAACUCGAACUGGGGCAGCAAUUGUCUUCAUUAUUGGUUUCUGGAUGCUGGAUCUUGCUAAUAAUACAGUUCAGGGACCAGCUCGAGCUCUUUUGGCUGACUUAUCAGGCCCUGAUCAACGCAACACAUCAAAUGCAAUUUUUUGUUUGUGGAUGGCUGUUGGAAAUAUUCUAGGAUUUUCUGCUGGUGCUAGUGGUAGUUGGAACAGCAGGUGGUUUCCUUUUCUGAUGAGUAGAGCUUGUUGCGAAGCUUGUGGAAAUCUCAAAGCAGCAUUUCUUGUAGCAGUGGUGUUCCUCACCCUCUGCACACUUGUUACCCUUUAUUUCGCUGAUGAAGUCCCACUCAGUGCAAGUCAACCUCGUGGAUCAGCGGAUUAUGCUCCAUUAUUGCGCAGUCCUAAACAGAAUGGCAUUGAACUAUCAAAAUUCGAUUCUGAUAAUAAACACAUAGGGAAUCCUAUUGCGAACAAUACAGGAAAUGGGUAUGAGAAGAACUAUAUUCAUAAUAAUGUUGAACAUGUGGAUGGAGCGAGUGAAAGUUUUGAUGACGGCCCUGGAGCAGUUCUCGUCAAAUUGUUGACCAGUUUGAGGCAUUUACCCCCUGGGAUGCAUGCAGUACUUGUUGUUAUGGCUCUUACUUGGUUAUCCUGGUUCCCCUUCUUUCUUUUCGACACUGACUGGAUGGGCAGAGAAGUUUAUCAUGGAGAUCCAAAGGGGGAUGCCGUUGUGAUUAAUUUGUAUGAUCAAGGUGUCAGAGAAGGUGCAUUUGGUUUGCUAUUGAACUCUGUUGUUCUUGGUAUCAGUUCUUUCCUCAUCGAACCAAUGUGUCAGAAGAUGGGGGCAAGACUUGUAUGGGCAAUGAGCAAUUUCAUUGUCUUUGUCUGCAUGGCCAGUACUUCCGUCAUUAGCAUGAUAUCUCUGAGUGAAUAUUCCAGAGGGAUUGAACAUGUCAUUGGAGGGAAUUCUUCGAUCAAGAUAGCUUCCUUGGUUGUUUUUGCUCUUCUCGGAUUUCCUCUUGCUAUAACGUUGAGCGUCCCUUUCUCAGUCACAGCUCAGUUGACAGCUGAUUCUGGUGGUGGCCAAGGACUGGCCAUCGGAGUUCUCAAUCUCGCAAUUGUUGUUCCUCAGAUGAUCGUAUCCCUUGGUGCGGGUCCAUGGGACGCAUUAUUUGGUGGAGGCAACAUACCUGCCUUUGUCCUUGCUUCGGUAGCCUCGUUCGCAGCUGGUGUGAUCGCAACUCUCAAGCUGCCAAAUCUUGCGGAUUCUUUCCAGUCAACCGGUAUGCAUUUUGGCUAGAAAAACUGAAACAAGGUAUGUGCAUUUUGUACAGGAUCACCUGCAUGUUUUUGACAAGGAAAGAUACAAAUUCCAGUUCCAGAGGAACGAUGUUCCUUCUUACGGACAAGGGUAAGGCAGACUGAUAUGCUUCUGUAAUUUGAGUAUAUACAACUCGCAUUCGUUCAUUCUUUUAAUGGCCCAUCACUUCACGUCGUCACCUAAUUCUUCAAGAUGUAAAAAUCAGCAAAAAGUUUCAAUACAAGAGCGUAUACAGUCAUUACUUGUACCAAUGUAUUAUUAUUGGUUAGUAGAGUUAUGCAGUGGGGAUUUGGAGAUGUCAAAGUGUUGCAACAAACAAUCCAGUCAAAAGCGUCUCG
Linum tenue is the source of this 2641-nucleotide messenger RNA. The record is from the annotation of a GenBank genome assembly. NCBI's taxonomy places the organism in Eukaryota, Viridiplantae, Streptophyta, Magnoliopsida, Malpighiales, Linaceae.